AGUGACUGGGUUUCUGACAUGGUACAUCAGAGCCAAAGGUCUUGGGUUCAACUCCCAGUGCCAGCGCUGCAGAGGCGCUCGUGUCUUCCACCUAUCCCAGCGGGGGGGGGGGGGGUGUUGAGUGACCCGCUGGGGUUGCCCUUGAGAUCCUCGGGGAAGGGCCACAGAUCGAAGGUGUCAGCAGACAAACCAAUUUGACGCUAGUGCUGAGCGACAGACAGCCAUCCAUAGCUCGAUCAUCUAUAGCUCGAUCGUCCGUAGCUCGAUCAUCCGUAGCUCGAUCGUCCGUAGCUCGAUCGUCCGUGGCUCGAUCGUCCGUAGCUCGAUCGUCCGUAGCUCGAUCGUCCGUAACUCGAUCACCCACAGCUCGAUCAUCAGCCAGACCCUGGGUGCUCUCAGAUUUCACCGCGUUGUCUUGCCAGCGAUACUCAUUUCACUCGCCCCAGUUCCCUUCAACAGAAGUUCUGUCGGGUCUUACUGCAGCGCAUUUGCGUAGAAUUCUGGCACGCUUCUCCUUUCUGGCUCGCAAGGGGCUCCUCGUGAUAGCUUAUUAUAACGGUCCUUGAAUGCCAUACAGUGUAUCGUGUGACCGUCGCCAAAACGUGUCUAUCGUCCUGGAAGUAUGUGCCCCCGGGCCCCGAUUCCGAACGCAGACUGUCCUGCUCAUGCCUUGGGCGCAUCCAAACUGUAGAGAGCGACCGAACGAAAUCUUUCCCAGACGGAGAUUCUGAGGCGACUCCGGGCCAAUAACGAACGUCCGCCACGCCAGUGCUGCCGCUGGAGAAGUAGCCGGCGUCACCGGAGCUCCUACGACGCUAGGCUGCCUUUUGGCUCUGACGGCGUCACCCCGCGGCCGAUAGUAAGCACAGGCGGCGGAAGGGUCACAGCAAGGGAGGCGGGCAGAGGUGCGCGCCAUGCCCUACACUCCUCAUUCCCUUCUCGACCCUGGUUGUGCUUGUGCUUCAAUGCACCACGCCGGCCACGGCAAGAGCUACUCUAAGGGAUGGGGGCGGAGAUUCUACUGCCAUGGCUCCCAAAAAAGGCCAUCCUGCCCGCGCAACGAGAGGCAAAGGUGGUAAAGCGGGAUCCGGAAAGCCGGCCACGACGGAAGGGGAGGAGUUUUCAGCCAGCAGCGUUGAGGUCGAGGAGAUAGGGGGCAGAGGAGAAGCUGGGGGAGAGAAAACGCACGUUCCUCGGAGCGAGGGGCAAGACGAUCCCCCGAGCGUCAUUUGUCUAUCGUCCGAUGACGACGAUGACGUCACCGUCGUUGAGAAGGCUCCUGGUGGAUCCAAGACGGGGACGGGUCUCGAGGCUGCAGCGGGAAAGGAGAACGUGCAAGUGUCGGAUACGGGCAACAUCAAGGCCCGUGGCGUAUUCUACGACAAGGAGUGGCUUUCUAUACAGGUGGAAGGCGUGGACAUGUACGAGUACUUGUGCGAGGACGAGAAGAUGUUCCGUCGGAACAUGACUGGUGAUCCCACUCUGAAGUUUUUGAGCAGUUUACCCCACCUUUCUGAGAGACCUGGCUGGGUGGUUACAGAAUCGAGCCAGCUGUCCGGGAGUGAGCUGGUGAGUCCGGAGAGGGGAAGCAGUGGAGAGCGCGAUGCUGCGGAAAGUACGGCAAGGGGAAGUGGCGGAGAGGCGAUUGUGGAGCCGCAUGGCCCGUAUGAGGUGGAGGGAGGGGGAAUGGCAGGAGGAUGGGCGAUAGGAGGAGAAGGCUGGGGAAGCGACGGAGAGGCGCUUUCAGAACAGCAUGACCCAGAUGUGGAGGUGGGGGAGGAGGGGGAGAAGGCUGGGGAAGCGGGGGAAGAAGCGGCGAAGGAGGAGGCGGACCCGUUGGGAGCCAAACCUGCAGUGGGGAGAACCUGCAGGGGGGCGGACACAUACCGAGCAGAAACGGCAGGGGAGGGAUGCCUCAAGGGGGGGAAUCCGCAGCAGGGGAAAACCCGCAGGUGGGGGGACUCGUAGGGAUCAGAACUCGCAGAGGGACCGUUUUGCAGGGGAGCAGACAGAUAGGGCGCAGAACCCGCAGGGUUGGAAAGCCUCAAGGG
Messenger RNA from Closterium sp. NIES-67, 2051 nucleotides. NCBI's taxonomy places the organism in Eukaryota, Viridiplantae, Streptophyta, Zygnematophyceae, Desmidiales, Closteriaceae. The record is from the annotation of a GenBank genome assembly.